This is a messenger RNA of Macrosteles quadrilineatus (aster leafhopper), 3251 nucleotides long. RefSeq lists its product as uncharacterized. Bases 95 to 1120 code for a protein of 341 amino acids. Lineage: Eukaryota; Metazoa; Arthropoda; Insecta; Hemiptera; Cicadellidae. The record is from RefSeq and is a predicted model, not a curated record. The transcript is spliced from 5 exons.
AGCUUCCUCUAGUUCAACUUUCAACUUUAACGUUUGCUUAAUGAUUAACUUAAAUUAAGUCUAACAACACGCUCACAAUCUGAUAAUUUAAGACAUGGAGAGUGAGGCAACUCUGAUGAUAUUGAGUGAUGAAGAACAAGAUUCGAUUGUAGAAGUUGUUGAUGACAGUCUCAAUCUAAGUAACGAAGUGAACGAGUGCAGAUCACUCCCGUCUGGUCUUCAACAAUUGUCUAUAGCCGGACCUUCAACUUCAAAUCCAUCUGAGGGAGUUGUAUGGUUUACCGCUGAAAAACAACCAGAUUCACAGUCAAAAAGUAAAAGAAAUGUCCCGGCAGUUCAAGUGCAGCCGACAAGGGGAAGCCAAAGGAUUAAAACAGUUCCAAAUACGUUUGAGUUCGAAAGUUCCGAAGAUAACAGCUACAAAUGGUCAGAAAGAGACAAGCGAUUGUUUUUGGCUGGAUGCCUGGAAUGUGGCAUCGAUGAUGUUGACAGUUUAAAACGAUAUCUGCCUCACAAGAGGGAGCAGGAUAUUAAACGACAGAUAAAUAUGUGGAAAGCAAUUGCUUUAAAAAAAAUUAAAAAUGAACUUUCAUCAGACAACGAUAAUUUAAAUUACGAUAAAGAGAAGAUUAAGAACCUGGAUGAAUGGAUUGAAAAUUUCAGUAAAGAUAAAAGUAAAGCAGAAAAAAGCGAUAUGAAUGCUUUUUUAGAUUAUUUCUUGAUAAUUGCUGAAUAUGGAGAUCUACCAUCAGUGGAGGAAUGUGGAGGAGUUGAUCCCAGGGCCAUGUACCGGUACCUCUACUGCAUGCUGAAUGGUAUCCCUCCAUAUGGAUUGGACCCAAAAACGGCAAAAGUGAUUCAAAUGUGUAUUAACAAUGUUAUGAAGAUAAUUAAUAAUCCCAAGAUUGUUAAGGAAAUGGGAGAAAAAUUAUUAGACCCACUGACCAAUCCCGACAAAAACAAGUUUGGCAAGACUUAUGGUAAAAAGGAUAAGGGUGCUGGUGCUGAGGAAAAUUUUUUUCUUUCGAGUUCUGUAUACAACCCACUCAAGCUUUCAACUAAAGUGCCUAUUCCAAAUCCAAAUGCUACUGGUACUUCAGAUGAGGAAGAUGCUGAUUAAGAAUUAAGUGAAAAAGUUCCUCACAAAAAAACUAAAUGGACACCUUUAAACGGAAAGGGACCAAGCACCAUCGGUCUGGUUUUGAGAAAAAGGGGCUCAAAGUGUUUUGUGGGUCCAAAACUCCUUUACUACCUUACCUUAAGUAUUUUAUCAUUUUUCAUAUUUAUACCUGUGCAUUUUUUUCAAUUAAAAUCAACUGUAACAGCCUGUGUGUGUGGCCUAUAGUAACAGCGUGUAUUUUUUAAAGUUAUAAAAAAUAGUGCUUGGUUCCUUUCUAAAGAUUUGUUGAUUUGUGAAUUAAUGUUAAAGGACCUAAGUCCAUGUUGUCUGUUAAUUUUAUGGUAUUUUUUUAAGUUUAGUAGUUUUAUGAGUAAAAAGUAAUAUUAAUAGAAAAAUAAACCAUAGUACCCUUUUUUAAUUAUUUUCAAUGACUAGUGAAAAGUAAUAGUAAAACUCAAGUUGCGACUGAAUAAAUUGGUAUGCUAAUAUACAAAUUUUACUAAACUCAGGGUAUAUUUUUUAGUGUAACACAUUGCUGGUGUGUAUGUUAAUAAUUUGCAUGAAAAAUUAUUUCAAAAUUCAAAUCUGUGUUGAACCGUACUAUUAUCGCACACACUGGGAUCUUCAAAAAAAGUUUCUGUAAGAUGGCUUACCGUACUAUCAAUUGGCAUGAGAAUUAGCAUAGACUUUUGGGUCCUUCAUUUUGGACUGGGAAACUCCUUUCUUAUAUGGUUGUAGAAGACCCAAGCCAUAAGAAAAUACCGCUUUAGAACAUGGUCUGCUUCUUGAAGCUUUCCUGAAAAUGUUGAUUUCCUGCCGAGAAAAGUGCUUCUUUUUGCACUUUUGAUUUGUUUAGAUUUAAACCAAUUUAUUUUUCAUCAUUGAUAUUAGUUUUGCGAUUUUUUUGGACUUAACUUUCAGCACUCAGGAAAAAUCUUUGGUUGUCACAUUGUUUACCAUGAAUAAAUACAUUUAUUCUCCUGGAUGAUUUUUAUUAUCUUGAUGCAAUCCUCGUCAGUGUAGUUGGAUUUAAGAAGGCAUCAACAUUUCCAUGUCAUGUUUCAGCAAGACCCUACUUCCUGAGCUUUUUUCAGCUGUACCUUAAACAAAAUUUUAAAAGUUAAAGUGACCUUUGUUAAUUUUUCCCGAAUGAACUCAACAUCAUAAUCUGGCGCUUGUAACGUACAAUAUUUGUAGGGAUUUUUAGUAAAGUACCGUUUUUUGUAGAUCAAACGAAAGUGUUCCCUUAUUUGCCUCUUCCUCAGCACACCUUAAAUCUUUAUCAAACUCUUCUCUAACUUUUUCUACCGAAAUUAAGUGUUCAUCAUGUUCCCGACUUUGGUUUUGUUUGAUUUCUUCAUUAGUAGCACAAUCCAAUUGAGCUUUAGGAUAAUCACAGUUUGAAUAAGUGUCCAUUUUUGUGUGGUUUUCUUCAUAGAUUAAAGUGUGAAUCUUUUGUAGCACGACAAUAAUGGGAUUUGUAUUUAGGGAUCCUCAUGAUGUGGUACUUGAACUAACAUUUUAGAUCUACUUAAAGUACAACUUAUAACUCAACAAAUAACUCAUUAUAAGGCUUUUUUAUACAGUAUAGGGAGCAAAUAAACUAUCACUGACCACUAAUAAUACCAUAGCCUCAUCUAAUAACCGCGGUAAAACAAUAAUGGCUACAACGAUGUCUAACUAAAACAGUUGUUGUACUUAAGAAGUUGUAAUGGAGGGUAUAGGCAAUGUUUAUGUCUAUACUUAUGUUGUUUCUGUUAUCACCAUGGCAAUAGGCAUGACAUUGCUGCCAUGGCCUUGUAUUAGAGGAGGCAAUGAUAAUUAAUAUUUAUUUAAUAGUUGUUUUUUACACUGUCUUGUUAAAGCAUAGAGUAAAAAGAACCAUAUCGUUUGAUUCUUUUCUGUUUAUUACAGUAUAUUCGAUAAAGCAUUUUACUUUUUUCUUGAUCUCUUCCUGCUAAUUGACACUAGUUCAAGCAGAUUUGUAUUACUAUAUAAGAUAAUGCUCAACAAGUUAGCGCAAAUAACUCAAUUUAGUCAAAAAUAGCGCUUCCAAAUGUCUUGUGUUAGACAUUUAUUUUUAUGUAUGUAUUUUAUGAAAGAUGAUCAUGCAAGUACAAUUUUCAGUUAU